AUGAACCGGGGCGGCGAGGCGCGCAGAUUUCUGCCGCGACACGCGCCAACGGGCUUCACGGGCGGCGUAAUGCGCUUGAGCUUUUCACCGCCCGAGUUGGCUUGCAACGCCCCAUUACAGCCUCACGUUACAGCCCCACGUGCGGUGGUCUCUGCCCGCGUUGCCCGCGUUGCCCGCGUUGCCCGGGUGGCUAGUUCGGACCUGUUCGGACUCGGACAUCGUUGUCGGUUCGGUUGA
Molecule: messenger RNA, 237 nt
Organism: Puccinia triticina
Lineage: Eukaryota; Fungi; Basidiomycota; Pucciniomycetes; Pucciniales; Pucciniaceae
Exons: 2
Coding region: 1-237 (78 amino acids)
Source: RefSeq, a predicted model, not a curated record